Messenger RNA from Purpureocillium lilacinum, 2028 nucleotides. Its product is annotated as amino-acid acetyltransferase, mitochondrial. Gene Ontology annotation, cellular component: mitochondrial matrix. Gene Ontology annotation, biological process: L-ornithine biosynthetic process; L-arginine biosynthetic process. The record is from RefSeq and is a predicted model, not a curated record. Gene Ontology annotation, molecular function: L-glutamate N-acetyltransferase activity, acting on acetyl-CoA as donor. Lineage: Eukaryota; Fungi; Ascomycota; Sordariomycetes; Hypocreales; Ophiocordycipitaceae.
AUGGCCUGGACUUGUCUGGUAGGCAAAGCACACUGCAGCCGCUACGGGCUCUCGGCUGCAAGCAAAGCGAGACUCAUCUCCGACUCAUCCCUCUCUCGCUGCCACCAUGACUUCUUCUCCACCCACAGCGGCCGCCCAGGCGCAACUGCGAAGGCGGUGACGCCGCCUCCUGCCCGCAACCUGUUUUCGCCCUCGGCGGCUCAUGCGAGGAAGCUCGCUCUAGACCGGGAUGUCAUCGUGUCCGUGCUCGAAUCCUCGGCCACGCGUCGCGAUGCCAAGGGCUACUUGCAAAAGUAUGCCUCCAAGAAGGAGGCCGCCACGCCCACAUCAAAGCCAGACUCGCCCCAGUUUUUCCAGGGACUCCAGCCCUCGCCGCAGCAGCCCGAAGGUCUGAGCUCUGGACAGGGCACGGAGCAGCUGGGCGUCGACGAAGAGCUCACCAAAGUGGCCAUUGUCAAGUUGCGCGAGCCUCAGCAGCUGCCCGACGAUACACUUGCAGGUAUAGCCAAAACUCUCUCACAACUCCGCGCCCUGGGCCUGUUGGCAAUCGUCAUCGUCGACUGCGGCAUCCGUCAGUGCCGCAAGACCUUUGAGCAUGAGGCGUUGCGCCUAUGUGAGGCCAUCGACUCGAGCUUCGGCCAGCCUGUAGCUCGGUUCGCCGACGGAGUGUUCAUCAGGCAGCCUCGAAAUGGCCCUCCAAAGGACACUUACCUGCCGUCGCCCAUCUUUUCGGGCAGCGUCCGUGUCGAUGAUCAGGGCAUGCUCAGCCGAGCGUUGCGCCGCAACAAGAUUGUCGUCCUGCCCUCGGUUGCACGCCCCGACGACCUCUCCUCACCGCGCCCGACAAACGCCCACGACACGCUGUUGGCGCUGGCCAAAUACCUUAUCGGGAUGCAAUUCGCCCCCAGCGAGGGCCUUUCAAACGAAGGCCACGGAUCGCGUCCAAGCAGGACCGCAUCAGUAGAACGCGUGAUACUCCUGGAUCCGCUUGGGGGCAUUCCCAUGCUCGGAAAAGCAAACGUCGCACACCGGUUCAUCAACCUUGAGCAAGAAUACACUACACUCAUGGGUCAACUGAAUGACGCUCACGGCUCUUCCACGGGCCCUGGGGAACAGGCAAUGUCGCUGAAGCUUUCCCAUGCUGAGAAUCUUACCCUGGCCAAGGAUGCACUCUCUCUGCUGCCGUCGUCGUCCUCUGCUCUCAUCACCACGCCGCUUGCUGCCGCAAAUAAGAAGCAGCCCUCGGACUCCACGUCUCUACAGCUGGACGACAUGGUGGCGACGAGGAAUCGGCGAAACCCGCUGCUACACAACCUCCUCACGGACAGGCCGGCCUUCUCGCCGUCCCUGCCGCUGCAGAGGAUCAAGGACGAAUCCCACGGUGGACUCCGCACCGUGGAUGUGAGCGCUGCAACGCUGGUCAAGCGCGGCAUGCCUGUGACUAUCUUGCCUGAACCACGAGACAGGCCAUGGAGGCCACCGGAGCCCGGCUCCCCGCGUCUACGACUAACGGACACAAGCGUUGAUUUGCCCCGGCUGGUACAUCUCAUUGAGGAUUCCUUUGGUCGCAAGCUUGAUGUCCAGGACUAUCUCAACCGCGUCAACGAGAACCUGGCAGGCAUCAUUAUUGCGGGAGAGUACGAAGGCGGGGCUAUUUUGACGUGGGAGCAGCCAGACGGGCUGAGCGAGCAGCAAGCUUUUGAGCAAGGGCGCUUUGUCCCUUACCUGGACAAGUUUGCCGUGCUCAAGAGCCGCCAAGGGAGCGCCGGUGUGGCUGACAUUGUCUUCAACGCAAUGGUGCAGGACUGCUUCCCCGAGGGCGUGUGUUGGAGAAGCCGCAAGAACAAUCCGGUCAACAAGUGGUACUCUGAACGAUCUGCAGGGGUUCUGCAGCUUCCCGACUCCAACUGGACCAUGUUCUGGACGACGGCAGGGUUGAGUGUCGAGCAUCCGAUGUUUCAGGACUACAAGGCGGUAUGCCGCGCAGUGCAGCCAUCGUGGGCCGACGACAAGCACAUUUUAGACUAG